AUGUAUUUGCUGGAAGGGGAACAGGUGUUGAUGGCGAUAACAAGCAUUGCCUUUAAGGUUCAGAGGAGGAACUCUUCUGGCCUGAUGCCUACCCAGUCUCUACAGCACCUCAUGAAGACGUCCAGGUCUGGCCGGUGGGCAGGUUUUCGGGACCAGUUAUUUCAUACCUGGGCCCUGGACGAUGAUCCUGUUCUGAAACACCUUCGGACCUCUAUGAAGAAACUAACAAGGAAGCAUGGGGACCUGCCACUCCCAGGUGGAAUCCAGUACCAGGUCCCCACCCGAAUUACCCUCUGGGGCAGUCAAUACCCACUCUCCCACUCACAGGGCCCUCAAAGGCACUGGAGGAGCCAGACCCAUUUGUGGGAGCCCCCACCCCUCCCUGUGAACACUGACAGCCUCAGAGAGCAGCAGAGGCCCCUCACUCCUGCAGAUCCCCCCAAGACACUGAUGAAGCAAAUCCAAUUCUUAGGGAAUGGUGGCCACAUGCUGGGCCAACCCCGGGCUCUAAAUCUGACAGCCCUGGAAGAGACAGAUGAGCACAGGAGCCCUGGCCUGGGAGAGGUGUGGGAGGAAGGCCAGAGCUUCUACUGGGAGCUGAGGGCUGAUGUCCACCUGGGUACCGUCCAGGUUCUCUGCAUGGACAAGUACAGGCUGGAGGAGCUGCCUGGACGAGGCACAGCUGUUAAACUGAAGAAAUCCCUCUUCAUGCUGAAAGAGCUCACCAACAAAUUCAGGUAUGCCGUGUUUGGCCUCGGCUCCAGCAGGUACCCUCAGUUCUACGCCUUUGCUUAUGACUUCAACCAGAAGCUGUCCUGCCUGGGGGCCUCUCAGCUCACCCUGACGUGGGAAGAGGAUGAGCUCAGUGGGCAGGAGGACGCCUUCCUCAGCAGGGCCGUGCAAACCUUCAAGGCAGCCUGUGAGACGUUUGAUGUCCGAGGCAAACAGCACAUUCAGAUCCCCAAGCUCUUCACCUCCAGUGUGACCUGGGACCCACACCACUACAGGCUCGUGCAGGACUCACAGCCUUUGGACCUCAGCAAAGCCCUCGGCAGCAUGCACGCCAAGAACGUGUUCACCAUGAGGCUCAAAUCUCGGCAGAACCUACAGAGUCCAACAUCCAGCCACACCACCAUCCUGGUGGAAUUCUCUUAUGAGGAGGGCCAAGGCCUGAACUACCUGCCAGGGAAGCACCUUGGGGUUUGUCCAGGCAACCAGCCGGCCCUGGUCCAAGGCAUCCUGGAGCAGGUGGUGGACGGCCCCGCACCCCCGCAGACAGUGCGCCUGGAGGCCCUGGACGAGAGCAACAGCUACCGGUUCAGUGACAAGAGGCUGCCCCGCUGCUCACUCAGCCAAGUCCUCACCUACUUCCUGGAUAUCACCACCCCCCCAGCCCAGCUGCUGCUCCAAAAGCUGGCCCAGGUGGCCAUAGAAGAGCCUGAGAGACACAGGCUGGAGGCUGUGUGCCAGCCCUCAGAGUACAGCAAGUGGAAGUUCACCAAUAGCCCCAUGUUCCUGGAGGUGCUGGAGGAGUUCCCAUCUCUGUGGGUGUCUACUGGCUUCCUGCUCUCCCGGCUCCCCAUUCUGAAGCCCAGGUUCUACUCCAUGAGCUCCUCCCUGGAUCACACGCCCACAAAGAUCCACCUGACUGUGGCUGUGGUGAUGUCCCACACCCGAGGAGAGCCCAGGAAGGAGGCUCUGGAGCAUUCGUGCUCCUCCUCUUAUUGGGCAUGUGUUCAUCAACUCAGCUUCAGUUCCCUCAUCAGUUCAAGGAGGGAGGCAACACCCACACCCCAGAGUUGUUUAUGGUAAUAGGAAGUGUGUGGGAGAGAUCUCUAGGAACCAGGCACUAAACCAAGCCUUCUGUGUGUAUAU
Molecule: messenger RNA, 1875 nt
Organism: Chlorocebus sabaeus (green monkey)
Lineage: Eukaryota; Metazoa; Chordata; Mammalia; Primates; Cercopithecidae
Source: RefSeq, a predicted model, not a curated record